AGAUCUCUGCACCGUCCUGCACGCCACCAUGGCUUCGCCCGGGUCCCUCUACGAAGAACCCCAGCCCGAACCCCAGCCCACCAGCCCCAAGCCCGAACAGCAACCCACUGAGAAGGAAUUCCAGUUCCUUCAAUGCCAGAGCUGCCAGGAAGAAGCCAAGUGUCCCAAACUGCUGCCUUGCCUGCACUCACUUUGCUCAGGAUGUUUGAAGACGCCAGAUUCACAGUGUCCCAUCUGUAAGGUGCCGGGCCCUCCAGGUGGAGAGCUGUCAACCCAGGAUAAUGUCUUCUUUGAGAGCCUGCAGCGGCGCCUGUCCAUAUACUGGAAGAUCAUGGAUGAAAUGGCGCUUUGUACCCGCUGCAAGGAGACCGCUGACUUCUGGUGUUCUGAGUGUGAGCAGCUCCUCUGUGCCCAGUGCUUUGAAGCGCACCAGUGGUUCCUUGUCAAGCAUGAGCCUCGGCCCCUAGGGGAGCUCCGCAGACUGUCAGAGUUGGAGUUCCUGGACAGCCUUCGCAAGACCAACAAUAUCUUCUGCUCCCACCCCAAUCACGGGAGCACAACGACCAACAUCUACUGCCGAGGCUGCUCCAAACCGAUAUGUUGCUCAUGUGCUGUCCUAGACCCCGGCCACAACGACCUCAGGUGUCACAUCAGCGAGGAGAUUAAGCAGCGGCAAGAGGAGCUAGACUCAAUGACACACAAGCUGAGGGAGAAGAAAGAAGCCUUUGGCACAGCUCUGGCACAGGUACACUCAAAGUUCAGCCAGUUGGACCAACAGCACACAGACAACAAGGAGCUGAUCAGCUCAAUCUUCGGCCAAGUGAUGGAACUUGUGCAGGCUCAGGAGCGUGAGUUGCUGGAGAAGACGAACCAACAAUAUCAGUGCAACUGCCAGGAGUUGGCAGGCCAGCAGCAGCACCAGGACACUGUGCUGCAACGCAUCCACGCGGGUAGCACACUGGUACAGAAGAUGAAGUGUUACGCUUCAGACCAGGAGGUGCUGGACAUGCACGACUUCCUUCGCCAGGCUCUCCACCGCCUGUACCAGGAGAAGCCCUGCGGCACAAAAACCAUUAAGUAUACUAAUGUCUUCAAUGAGCUCAAGGAAUGCCUGAAACGCAUAGUUUCAGACAUCACCCAGAGAACUUUGCCUGAGAUGCAGAAAGUAAGCUCCCCGGAGAUUAAGUCUUCUAGUAAGGAUGUCAUCUCUGACUCUGUUUUCUUGGUGCAGGAGGCUCAAGUCCAGGCCUCAAGCCCUGCUCAGGCCCAGUCUGAGGCUGUGGUGCAGUUAGUGACUGGCACCCACCCUGUGCCUGUCUGUGCCUACUCCAUCUGUGUCCCCUCCUGUACAGAGGAGGACUCGCCCUCAGUGACACCCCAGAAGAGAAAAUCCUGCCAGAAUGAGAGUCCCCGGAAGAUGAUGAAGAUGGACUCAGAGGAGGAGAGGGAGACAAGGUUGGCGCAGAGCAUGCCUGAGCAGCACAGGCCUAGCACCUCCAGAACCAUCUCCUUGCCCCAUCUGGAGGAAGCCCCCAGCCCCAAGGAGCCCCCUGUGGAAAAUGAAGGCUCAGUCCCUGACAGGGAUGUCCUGAUCGACGACCCGAAGGAGGCAGAAGAGUGUGUUGUGUUGAUCAGUAGCUCGGAGGACUCCGACAUUGAAAACUUGACCCUGCAGGACAAUAAUGAGAGCAGCAGUGAAUCCAGUGAUGUGCAACUAGAAGGCCCCAGCUCCCUUGGGUCCAUGGACGCGAGCCUUGCUGACCCUGGAACAGAGGACAGACCGCUGGUUUUCUUUGACCUUAAGAUUGACAAUGAAACCCAGAAGAUUAGGCAACUGGCGGCCCUGAAUGGGGAGAACAAGUUCCGGUUGCUCAUCACACGCAAGACCUGCUUCAGUGACUGCUCAAAGAGAGUCUCGGAAGUCUCUCUUGAGGAGGGCCUUAAACACUUCCUCAACUUCCUUAGCAGUAUGCACCGCCCCGUCCUGGCCUGCUACAAGCUGUGGGAGCCCAACCUCCCCAACUUCUUCCAUGCCCUGGAUGACAUAAACCAGCUGUGGGAGCUCCAGGAGGCCACAUCAGGCUUCCUGGCCAUCCUGCCCCUCAUUCAGGAGUACGUUCCUGGAGCCAGUAGCUUCCAGCUCAGUGACCUGUCCAGCACUUACCUAGCCAGGAACCUGAAUGAGAGCAGUGCCCUGGCCUCCGUGCUGGCCAUGCGUGACCUGUGCCACCUCUUCGAAGUGUCCCAAGGGCCCCAUCUGAUCCCAUACACCUACUCCUUCAGCAGCCUGCACUGCUUCGCCUCCCUAGAGUCACUGGUGCAGGCAGCUGUGCUGCUCUGGCCUGAGGCCCACCUGCUGGCCCUGCACAAUGUGGGCUUCCUGGAGCUGCUGAGAGCAUAUCGCUGGGAUCCACAGGGUGGCCUGAAGAAAUAUAAGUGCUACCUGAGCCUGCCGGAUAUCCCCAGCCAGCAUGCUGAUAGAUUGCAGGCUCUGAAGUGUUACUUUGAAAGCAUCUUACAGAACUCAGCAUCAACACAGCAGGAAGACCCAGCCAUGCCAACGUCUAGUAACAGCCAUGGCCAUGAGCUACAGAGCUAA
Molecule: messenger RNA, 2599 nt
Organism: Suncus etruscus (white-toothed pygmy shrew)
Lineage: Eukaryota; Metazoa; Chordata; Mammalia; Eulipotyphla; Soricidae
Product: protein PML-like
Exons: 10
Coding region: 29-2599 (856 amino acids)
Biological process (GO): PML body organization; positive regulation of DNA-templated transcription; intrinsic apoptotic signaling pathway in response to DNA damage
Cellular component (GO): nucleoplasm; chromatin; PML body
Molecular function (GO): zinc ion binding; ubiquitin-protein transferase activity
Source: RefSeq, a predicted model, not a curated record